Molecule: messenger RNA, 4201 nt
Organism: Pangasianodon hypophthalmus (striped catfish)
Lineage: Eukaryota; Metazoa; Chordata; Actinopteri; Siluriformes; Pangasiidae
Gene: baiap2b
Product: BAR/IMD domain containing adaptor protein 2b
Exons: 15
Coding region: 222-1832 (536 amino acids)
Biological process (GO): actin crosslink formation; actin filament bundle assembly; positive regulation of actin filament polymerization
Cellular component (GO): nucleoplasm; cytosol
Molecular function (GO): protein binding; cytoskeletal adaptor activity
Source: RefSeq, a predicted model, not a curated record
GCCGGCUCUCCUCCGCGCGUGGGCACACACUGAGAGAGGGCGGGAGAGAGAGAGAGAGAGAGAGAGAGAAUUCCGUAUAAAAAAGAGCGGCCGGUACUCUCCCUGGCUCAGUGUCUCUGUGUCAGACUGCAGCACUCCUCUGCUCUGCUCUGCUCUCUCACAGCUGAAGUUUUCUCUGUCACGCCGUCGUUUGUCUCGCAGUGGGAAAUAAAUUCCUGUCCAUGGUUGUGACUGGAACCUCCAAGAUGUCCCGAGCCGACGAGGUGCACCGCAUAACGGAGAAUGUCUACAAGUCCAUCAUGGAGCAGUUUAACCCCUGCUUGAGGAACUUUGUAGCCAUGGGGAAGACGUACGAGAAGGCACUUUCUAGUGUGACAUUUGCAGCAAAAGGCUACUUCGACGCCCUGGUCCGGAUGGGUGAACUGGCCAGCGAGAGUCACGGCUCUAAGGACCUUGAAGAAGCUGCGUGGGAUGUACUCUUUCAGAUGGCUGAAGUCCACAGACAGAUCCAGAUGCAGUUGGAAGACAUGCUGAAAUCCUUCCACAAUGAGCUCCUCACAGAACUGGAGAAGAAGGUGGAGCUAGAUGCGCGCUAUCUAAAUGCUGCUUUGAAGAAAUACCAGAUGGAGCACCGGAGUAAAGGAGAAAGUCUGGAGAAGUGCCAGGCAGAGCUGAAGAAACUGCGGCGGAAAAGCCAGCAAGGCAGCAAGACUGCAUCCAAGUACAGAGAUAGUGAGAUGCAGUAUGUGGAGGCCAUCAGUAGCAGGCAGAGCGAGCUGGACAACCACAUCGCCGAGGGCUACAAAAAUGCCCUGACCGAGGAGAGGAGGAGGUACUGCUUCCUGGUGGACCGCAAUUGUGCCGUAGCCAAGAGCACCAACACCUACCACACCAAGGGUAAAGAGCUGCUGAUGCAGAAGAUCCCGACGUGGCAGCAGGCAUGUUCUGACCCUCAUAAACUCCCAGAUCGAGCUGUUCUCCUUGCACAGCAGAUGAGCUCAGGGGGAACACUGGGUACCGGACAACAGCAUGCCUCUAAAUCUAAUCUGGUGAUCUCAGAUCCCAUACCAGGAGCCAAACCUUUACCUGUUUCACCUGAACUGGCUGCUCUCAUGGGCAACCAACAGAGGAUGAUGGGAAUGGAAAGUGUUCCAAUGUUGAAUGGAACAGCUGGGGCACAUGGAGGAGAGGACUACCAGCACUGGAUGGAUAGCCAAGCUGCACAAGGCAAAUCGGCCUCAACACAGGUCCACCGGCACAGCGGUGAGAUCUACUCCAACACACUGCCUGUCCGAAAAGUGGCACCCAUCAAGGGCAAGAGCACUCUGGCAGAGACACAGACACUGCCUAGGUCGAGCUCAGUGGCGGCUGGCCUGGAGAGGAAUGGGCGAACCCGUGUCCAGGCAAUCUUUUCACACUCAGCCGGAGACAACAACACACUGCUCAGCUUCACUGAAGGCGACAUUAUCACACUGCUGGUGCCCGAGGCCCGGGAUGGUUGGCACUAUGGAGAGAGUGAGAAAACCAGGAUGCGAGGAUGGUUCCCCUUCUCCUACACCAGAGUGAUCCCUGAGACAGACAGCAGCCGACUCGGCGUCAGUUUUCAGCAUGGUAGGAGCUGCAGCACAGGGAAUCUUCUAGAGAGGGAACCGAUGGUUCUGCCGUCUCCCGAUUACAGCUCCACCUCUCGGCUAAUGGCACAGAACGCCUCACUGGGCAGACAUCAGAGAACAUACAGUGUGGCGACGCCAGGAUUUUCACAGCAAGGGCUUGACAGCUAUGAGGCCCGUUUCCCAACAAGUUCGGAGGUCAAAUUGAUUUCGACAGUGUGAAAGGACAGACACACAGACACCAUCCGUCCUUCUCCCCUCACUCCCUCACUCGGUUGUUUCCCUCACUCGUCCAUCCACCUUUUCACCCACCAAAGAAGAGGAGAAACACCCACCUUCCCUUUCCCUCCUAUUACACCACUCGUUAGCUCCUAUAAAUCUCCACGGAACAGAAAUGCAGAAUACUCGGGCUUGAUCGUUCUCACAGCUCUUCAGUUUUGAGGACUUCGGGUCUAUUUUUAAUGAGCUCACUGAAAUGGACUCAGUAAAACAGUGUAUAUGUAACUCUUGCUUUUCUUUCAUGCAUAUUGAAAGUGCACAUUCUUUGGGUUACAGAAAUGGGUCCAAAAUCUAUAAAUGGAGUGCAGAUGAGGCUGCAGUAAUGACUGGCUGCUUGACGUUUUACAUUUUUUACAUUUUAAGUGAAGGAAGAGCUCUUUUACGUUGUCAGACAAAUGAGCUUUUCUACUCUAAGUCCUUACAAAAGUGAUGUAAUUCUCACAGUCAGCCAAAGUCUGAAAGUUCUUUUUUUAUUGCACUUAACAUUUAGGACGUUCUGUGGAAGACAGCUCAUUCUUCAUUUGUGCUCCUAUCAGUUUACUAAAUCCCUGAAGAAUAAAUGACAGAAAUUGGUGGCACAUUGUGUUUUUAUGGCUAUGUCUGUAUCCAUAUGGCUGUUUUUGAAACAAGUAGAAUGUCCAAGACAGAAUCUAAAUUAUAUCAGUCCCAAAAUCCCAUUACAGACACAUCACAGAAAUAAAAGUACAGAUCUAUCUCUGUAGCUGUCUAGCUUCACACAUCUAACCAAGACUAAACAGUUCCAUCACUAUCCAAACUGCAUUCCAAAGGCCUGAAUGAAAACAUGGAUGUUUUUAAUUAAAAAAUACAUGCCGUUGAUUUUCCUAGUCAGAAGCAUCAUUUCCUGGGAAGCUGUGCCUCUUGUACAUAUUUAAAUUAACUGUGUAGAUGUGACAAGAUGGCAGGGUGGUGGCACAGUGGUAGGGUUGUUUCCUCAUAGCUUCAAGGUCCCUGGUUUGACCCUGAGCUCAGGUUACUGUCUUCCAUGUCUGCGUGAGUUCUCCAGUUUCCUCAAACGCCCCAAAAACAUGCUAGCAGGUGGAUUGGCAACUCGAAAUUGCCCAGGGAUAUGAAUGUUUGUGUGCCUUGCAAUGGAUUGGCAUGAGAUAGGCUCUGGAUCCACCAUCGUUACAAAAAGUGGUUCCUUAAGAUGAAUAAGUCAGAUUAUUUUGGUGCUCACUGGUGCUCAUGGUCUGUUACAUUUGCUGUAUUUAUUAAUACCAACAUGUAUUUGUCCUUCUGUGCUGAAAAAAAGCUGUACUGACUACAAACAACAGCAAUCACUGAGCUAACUAUAAGUAAGUCAAAUGAUAGGUAGAACGUGAUGUUCUUCUGUUUAUUUGAUGCUGUAAUACAAAUCCAGUCAAAAUUAGUCUUUUAGGUGCUCUAGCCUUCUCUUAGCUCUCGUGAGGUUGUGGUAAAUUAAAAUCAUUCUUCUUCCCCACCACUCACUUUCUGAAUAAUGGAUGAAAAAUGAUGUUAUGUUAUGUGUGUUUUUGUUUUCUGUUGUACCAAGUAGCCAAGUAAUGAGCUAUACAUCGUAAUGUACUGUUCUGAUCAUUAGCACUGUGUGCAUCUUUAAAGUCCUGCUCUUGUCCCCAUUGAGAACGGUCACUUGCAGCUGUUUCCCAGAUCCCCCACUCACACUGACUGCAUUUGCUGUUUGAAGGCGUAAUUUAAUGCUUGAAACAUCUCAUGAUUAUACAUGCCUCCCAGUGGAAAGUGAUGUAAAGUGUUACACAUUAGAAAACUCUCUGUGUCUGAAGACAUGAUUUUUUUCAGUGGCUGCAUCUGUCUCUCUCCUUCUGUUGUCUUCUCACCUCUCCAUUUGUCUUUCUCUGUGUGUGACAAAUCUUAACUCUUCCUUUCCUUUUUUGCCAACCCUGUCCAUCUCUGUUUUGGUAAAUUUAGACACAAAAGCAGUAAGGGGUCAACGACUGGAAGCUGCCAGUGCUUCUUCUUUCUGCAUUAGAAUAAAGCCGAGGCAUGACUGCCACGUUCUCCUCAGUCCUGGUGCCCAAAUGGAAACACUCGAUCUACUCAGUCUGUCUUUGUGCUUCGGAAUGCUAACAUUUGGUUGUAAAGCUCUAAAAAAUAAAUAAAUAAAUAAUAUAAAUAAUAUAAAUAAAUAAACCCUCGAAUAUUAUACAGAGGGAAUAUACUAUAUAUAUAUACAUGCAUGCAUUUUAGGGGAACACCAAAAACAGUGUAAUGUUGCAGCAUAACCUCAAAUGUAUGGUGACUUUCUACUUCGAAAACCUGAAUAAAACUCUAUAUUGAGAUGAGAGCAUGGA